Scheffersomyces amazonensis is the source of this 1898-nucleotide messenger RNA. RefSeq names its product MDR family MFS transporter. The record is from RefSeq and is a predicted model, not a curated record. Gene Ontology annotation, cellular component: plasma membrane. Gene Ontology annotation, biological process: transmembrane transport. Gene Ontology annotation, molecular function: transmembrane transporter activity. The transcript has a single exon. Lineage: Eukaryota; Fungi; Ascomycota; Pichiomycetes; Serinales; Debaryomycetaceae. Bases 135 to 1898 code for a protein of 587 amino acids.
CGCUUUGCAUAUGACAGAUUUGGAGAUUAUGUCAUACCAGAUUAACGUAUUAAAAAGAUUAAUCCCUUAUUUAUAUACUAAUUGAUAAUUUCUUUAUAGUUACUUAUGGUAUUAUAAUUCUAGUUUAUAGAAUAAUGUCUGGAGAUUUAGACGAUGAACUCGUAUUCGGGUCUAUCAACGACCCAAUCAAAGCUCAGCCGUGCGCAAAAGUGACGAAAAUAGAAGAUAUUGAAAAAGAUGCAAAUGUGGUUGAAAAGUCACCCAAACCUAUGAAGUACUAUGAAAGUAAUGCAGGAGAUGGAACCAAAGCUACUGAUCACCAUUUAAAAGGGACAGAGCUAUGGUUCACGCUAGUAUCUUGUUUAGUGACCUUAUUUGUAUCAGCUCUAGAUCAAACUAUCGUAGUCACUAUUUAUAGUACUGUCGGUAAUGAGUUCAAUGCAUUUGAAAGAAUAGAUUGGUUAACUUCUGGAUAUCUACUACCAUUAUGUGUUCUCACACCUACUUAUGGAAAGAUAUCUAUUAUAUUUGGAAGAAAGUUAACGCUUAUGGCUGGAAUAAUAAUUUUUGAAAUAGGUUCUUUGGUUUGUGCUUUGGCAACAAGUAUGGACAUGCUAAUUGGUGGACGAGUGAUACAGGGAUUAGGAGCUGGUAGUAUAACAACAACAAUUGCUAUCAUUGUUACUGAAUCCGUUCCGAUAUCCAUGAGAAGUUAUUCUUUAAGUUUAAUGGCUCUUUCUUAUUCAAUAGCCAGUGUAGCAGGUCCAUUUAUUGGUGGAGCUUUCACUACCCAUGUUACAUGGAGAUGGAAUUUCUAUCUCAACUUACCCAUAGGUGGAGUUUCAUUUAUUUGCUUAAUGUUUAGUUAUCAUCCGCCUAAACCCAAAGGAACUCUAUUGGAUAACGCAAAGAAAAUAGAUUAUUUAGGGAACUUUUUAUUAAUAUCUGGCCUGGUAUUAUUUCUACUUGGUUUAUCAUUUGGGGGUACUCUGUAUCCUUGGUUUUCAGCUGCAGUGAUAGUUAAUAUUUUACUAGGGGUAUUCCUCAUUUUUGCGUUCAUAAUGGAAAACUUUAUAGUAUCUAAGAGUCCACUAUUUUAUAAGGAAUUCUUUACUAUUCCUCAAAUAUUAGCAGCUGGUCUAAGUGGAUUUUUUAAUUAUUCAUUCUUUUUAGGAAAUACGAUGUACUUGACAGUAUAUUUUCAAGUUAUACUUGGUCAUUCUGCAUUUCAGUCGGGGAUAGAUUUAUUACCAUUAAUUAUUAGCGUUACAGUUGCUGCCAUUGCAAAUGGAGUAGUAGUUAAGGUUACUAGAUAUGUAAAGCCUUAUUAUUUAUUAUCGGGAAUUUUUGGAAUUAUUGGAGGUAGUCUAAUCCUAUUAAUAAAUCAGAAAACAGAGACAAAUAAGAGAAUAGGAUAUUUAAUAGUGAUGGGAUUAUCCGUAGGAUUUCAAAUACAGAGCACCAUACUAUCAUGUCAAUUAAAAGCACCAAAAGAUCUAACAGGAUCUUUGAUCUUAGUAACUACUUGGGCUAAUUUUUCAAGAUUUUUAGGUGGAACUAUGGGUAUUAUACUUUCCAGUGUAAUCUUUCAAGCUUAUAGUGAACCCCAUAUAACUGAAGUUAUAGAAAAUUUACCAUACAGAAUCAAAGAACAAUUUGCUGAUCAAUCAGCCCAACAAUUCCUAAGCUCUCCAGCCUCAAUCGGUCAACUUCCAAGUGAUGCUCAACAACAGAUAUUCAAAGUUUUAAUGGAAGCCAUUCAUAGAACUUUCAUAUUUGGAUUGGCAUGUGCGACUACAGGAUUUAUCGCAUCAUUAUUUGCUACCAAUAAAAGAAUUCCUAAAGAUAAAGAUAUUUUACAUAAGGGUGAAAACUCUGAUAUAGAAACUAUUAUAUAA